Molecule: messenger RNA, 1504 nt
Organism: Astyanax mexicanus (Mexican tetra)
Lineage: Eukaryota; Metazoa; Chordata; Actinopteri; Characiformes; Acestrorhamphidae
Gene: brox
Product: BRO1 domain and CAAX motif containing
Exons: 13
Coding region: 132-1373 (413 amino acids)
Source: RefSeq, a predicted model, not a curated record
AGACACUGUUUAUAUUUCUGGUUUUCAGCUCUUUAGCUCGGUUCAACCAGAUUCACUGAGGACUCUCUGGCGGGCUCCCUCUGGCGGCCGGCAGCAGCGCUCUGAGGUGUUGGUGUGUCUCCAGCCGCGCGAUGACCCACUGGUUCCAUCGAAACCCUCUGAAGGCCACAGCGCCCGUGUCCUUCAACCUGUACGGAGUUGCGUCCAGCCCUGCCGCCAGUAAAAUCUGCAAUGACCUGAGAACUAGCCGGGCCAGACUUUUGGACAUGUUCACAGAUGCUACCUGCACUCCAGAGAUCAUGAAGAAGGCCACCGAUGAAUAUCUUUCCCUUUUACAGGGGUUCAUUGUAUCUCUGGAUGGAACCGGGCAAGAGAACAAGCUGCGGUUCAUUCAGAACUUCAGGUGGACUGACACUCUGCAAGGAAACACACCUAGUUCUCAACAAGAUGCUGUUUUUGAACUGGUGUCCAUGGGGUUUAACAUUGCCAUUUGGCACACUAAAUUUGCUUCAAGGCUUGCCGGAAAAGAAAACAUCACUGAGGAUGAGGCAAAAGAUGUGCAUAAGAGCCUUAAAACUGCUGCAGGAAUGUUCAAGUAUCUCAAGGAGGUUCAAAUACCGCGACUCAUCACACCAGCUGAGAAAGGGCGAGACCUGGAGCCCAGGGUCAUUGACACCUACAUUGUGCAGAGUCAAGCUGAGGCUCAGGAAGUGACCAUUGCCCGUGCAAUUGAGCUGAAGCAUAAUGUGGGCCUUAUUGCAGCUUUAGCAUUUGAGACAGCAAACUUCUACCAAAAAGCUGAUCAUACUCUGAACACUCUGGAUCCAGAAUACAGCAUGAAGUGGAGAAAAUACUUGCAGCUGAAACAACAUUUCUACAUGGCUUAUGCACACUGCUACCAUGGACAGACUCUUUUGGCCAGUGACAAGUGUGGAGAUGCCAUACGAUCCCUACAGGAGGCAGAAACAUAUUACUCCCGUGCAGAGGUGCUGUGUAAAGAAUACCGUCAGACCAAGGGCCCAGGUAGCACUGCUAAACCCUCUGAACAACUGUUCUUCAGGAAACUUGGUGGUCUGAUCAAAAACACUUUGGAAAAAUGUCAGAGAGAAAAUGGGUUCAUAUACUUCCAUAAAGUGCCUGCAGAAGCACCCGUUUUGGAGCUAAAGGCAAGUUAUGGUCUUGCAGAACCCAUUUCCUUUGAGCUACCUGCUCUCAGUGACCAGUGCACUUUGGAGGUCUACGCCACAUUUGAUCUCACCAGAGGACAGAAAGAUGACAAGGCAAAAGUGAAACCGAAGCCAGAUGAAGACAUUAAGCCUGUGAAGGAGCCCGAUGUUAAGUCUCAGAUAGACACUGGAUGUGUGAUAUCUUAGUCACUUAAGAAAACCUCCACCAGUUUGUCCGUCACUUGUAGACUCCUUGUAAAAUCUGGUGGUAACUCUUGCAUUUUUAAUGUUGCAAUAUAUACUACAGAAAAUAAAUCUUAUCGCAAUGUUUCUCCCAA